Molecule: messenger RNA, 1944 nt
Organism: Rotaria sp. Silwood1
Lineage: Eukaryota; Metazoa; Rotifera; Eurotatoria; Philodinida; Philodinidae
Source: the annotation of a GenBank genome assembly
AUGGAAGUACUUCGAAAACGAAUGUCAUUAAGACGACUUCCUCAAUUAUUUGAUAAAAUUCUUGAUCAAUCCAUUGUGUCUAUUCAAACAAUGCUCUCACGUCCUAUUCUUAAUAAAGAUCGAUGUGCUAGUAUGGCAUCACGUUGUUCAAAAACAAUUACACAAUAUAAAUUUGAUAUGAUGGCUAUGACCAUUCCUAUAGCUCAAGAUACGGCUCGUGAUCAUACUCAAUUGGCAGACGAUGCGAAAAAUAAAUUACGACUACUCGACGGUUGCCUUGAUGAUCAUCGUAUGCAGCUCGUAGAGUCACGUGAAAAGGAAGGUUUUCCAUCCUUGAAACGAAUCCUCUAUGAACUUCAAUCCAAAAAAAUACCACGUAAGCUAGGAAUUCGUGCUCGACGUGAACGCAAAGUAGUACGAAGUAUUAUAAAAAUUUUACGUCAACGACCCGACAUUACUGUUCGUCGAACUGACAAGAGCAAAGUAUUUUAUGUAGCUUCUCUUUUAAAAAAGGGUGCUAUUAAUCAUGAGCAACAUAAGAACAUGUCUCCGAAAACCGAUGCACUAGAAUUGGCACAUCUUCAUUUUAUCCCAAAACCACAUAAACCUGAUACACCAUUACGACCGAUUGUAGCAGCUAUUCAUGCACCAGCAACAGAAGUGUCCAAAUUUCUUAAUGAUCUAUUAGCCCCUGUAUUUCUACGUGUUGCACGAAAGGCCACUUUUAUUAAUGGUAUUGAUCUUGUUCGAGCAUUAGAAAAAUAUGUUACCGAUGGUCAGUUAAAACCAACGACCUUGUUUAUCACUUUUGAUGUUGAAAAUCUAUAUACAAUGAUCCCACGGCAAGGUGCUUUAGAGGCAUUAAUGCAAUUUCUCGAACGACAUUUACGCAACAAGAAAAUUGGAAUAUUGCGCAUUGAUGAUAUCAUGAGAAUGGCUCGUCUCGUAUUGGAUACAAAUAUUUUUGCCUAUGAAAAUAAAUAUUAUCGACAAAUACGUGGUGGAGCGAUGGGAUCCGCCUUUACACAAACAUUAGCCAAUAUUUAUAUGUUAGAUUGGGAACAAAAAUUAAUACAAGAUCAAGAAGCCGACAAAGAAAUAUAUGGACGAUAUAUUGAUGAUGUAUUUAUGACAACAAACUCAACAUUCGAUCAAGUUAAAGAAAAAUUAGAAAAUGCUCAUAGAAAAGAUCCAAAUAUCCGAAUUUCAUAUUCCAUUCAAUCUACCAUCGACUUUCUCGAUGUCACAGUCAGCAAUGAUAAUGGUCAAUUGAAAACAACAAUCUUUCAUAAACCAGCCGCUGAACCGUAUAUACUACCUUACACAUCCGAUCAUCCACGACAUGUUUAUCAUAAUAUACCGUACGCAGCUCUACUGAGAGCAGGAAGAAUCUGCUCGAAUGUUGAAGAUUUUGACAUAGAACGCAUUCGAAUUGAUCUAUCGUUAUUACUCAACGAGUAUCCACCUUCAUUUGUUUCUAAACAUUUUCAUCGAUUCUUUCAACUCAACCAAGCAAUGCCCGUAUUAGAACGGCUUGAUUCAGAAGUGUACCAUGAAAUACAUCAAAAUUUACUGCAUACACCAACAAGAAAAGAAAAACAAUUAGAAGAGACAACCGAAGAUCUUGAUGCUUUACCUGAAAUGUUACAGAAAAAAAAGCCUUGGGAUUCGAAUGUCAUGUACGCAAAAUAUAACUUCGAAAGUGGACCAAGAUUAGCCUUUCAAUCUGAAUUCCGCACUUGGUGGAAACAACAUUUCGGACAUGCAGGCUCUAGUGUCGAACAUGUCCAACUAAAGUUUGCCGUCAAAACUAACCAUACACUCGAAGAUAUCUUAGUGCACAAGAAACCUCCAAGACAUAUGCUGAAACGCAAACCAAAUACAACGGAACAACGAACAGCUAAUCAAGAUAAUCCACUCACCCGAAAACUAAAAACAACAUGA